AUGGCCAGCCGCAUUCUCCUCAUCAACGGUCCCAACCUGAACCUCCUGGGUACCCGGGAGCCCGAGACCUACGGAUCAACCACCCUCAGCGAUGUCGUCUCCAUGGCCGAGAAGCAGGCCGCCGACCUCAAGAUUCACAUCGAGAACUUCCAGUCCAACCACGAGGGCGGCAUCAUCGACCGGAUCCACGAGGCCAAAGGCAACAUCGACGCCAUCGUCAUCAACCCCGGCGCCUACACCCACACAAGCGUCGGCAUUCGCGAUGCCCUGCUGGGCGUCGAUAUCCCCUUUGUCGAGAUUCACAUCUCCAACGUCCACGCGAGAGAAGCAUUCAGACAUCACAGCUAUCUCAGUGACAAGGCCGCGGCUGUCAUCUGCGGAUUGGGUGUUUUCGGUUACACGGCGGCCAUCGAGUUUGCGGCGAAGCACAUGAAGGUCAAGCAGAAGCUUUGA
Molecule: messenger RNA, 453 nt
Organism: Colletotrichum karsti
Lineage: Eukaryota; Fungi; Ascomycota; Sordariomycetes; Glomerellales; Glomerellaceae
Exons: 1
Coding region: 1-453 (150 amino acids)
Biological process (GO): quinate catabolic process
Molecular function (GO): 3-dehydroquinate dehydratase activity
Source: RefSeq, a predicted model, not a curated record